GAUUUUGAUAGUUAAAAAACCAUUAUUAUGAUUGAGAGUACGAUUGAAAAUUUUAAAAUAUUAAAAUUUUAAAUGUCAAUUUAAGUAUAGCACAAUGUCGCUACAUAAAGGAGCUACAAAUCAAGGCCGUAAAAAGGUCCAGGUAUCAUUUGUUAUUCGAGAUGAAGUGGAGCGUUGUCACAGGUCUGGUGUCAAUGCAUUGCAGUUUGAUCCUACACUUGGCAGGCUUUACUCUGCUGGUCGUGAUUCUAUAAUUCGGAUAUGGCAUACUAGAACAAAUAAAGAUCCCUACAUUUUAUCAAUGGAACACCAUACAGACUGGGUCAAUGAUAUUGUUUUAUGUUGUGGUGGAAGGACAUUGAUCUCUGCAUCUAGUGAUACAACUGUUAAAGUAUGGAAUGCUCAUAAAGGAUUCUGCAUGUCGACAUUAAGAACACACAAAGACUAUGUCAAGGCACUAGCCUACGCAAAAGACAGGGAACAGGUGGCAUCUGCUGGGCUUGAUAGACAAAUAUUUUUAUGGGAUGUAAAUACAUUGACAGCACUGACUGCUUCGAAUAACACAGUUACCACAUCUAGCCUAAGUGGCAACAAAGAUUCUAUAUAUAGCCUGGCUAUGAACCAGUCUGGGUCUGUGAUAGUCUCAGGAUCAACAGAAAAAGUUCUUCGUGUCUGGGAUACUAGAAUGUGCCAAAAGCUUAUGAAGUUGAAAGGUCACACUGACAAUGUCAAAGCCUUAUUGUUAAAUAAAGAUGGAACACAGUGCCUCUCUGGAAGUUCAGAUGGAACCAUCCGCCUUUGGUCAUUGGGUCAGCAGAGAUGUGUGGCCACAUUUAGGGUACACGAUGAAGGAGUGUGGACUUUACAGGCCAAUGAAACAUUCUCUGUGGUGUUCUCUGGUGGUCGAGACAGGAGGGUAUGGGCCACAGACAUUCGACUGCCUGAAAACAGGGAGUUAAUAUGUGAGGAGAAGAGCCCAGUAUUAAAGUUAGAGCUUGUAGAAUCAUCUCCACAACCAAACAUCUGGGUAUCAACUACAGAUUCAACUAUUAAAAAUUGGCCGGUAAAAUUUCCUAACAGUCGUUCUUCAGGUGACUACGAUAAUGACAGAUGGAGGACAACUCCUGCAUUUUCACAACCUACCAGUGUCAUCCGAGGUGACCCAAGUAUACGACAGUAUCAUGUACUUAAUGAUAAACGUCACAUAUUGACCAAGGAUACUGAUGAAAAUGUUGUUUUAUGGGAUGUUCUAACAGCUAGAAAAGUUCAAGAAUUUGGUAAUGUUGAUUUUGAGGAAACUGUGAAAAGGCAUUUCAAAAUGGUGUUUGUUCCAAACUGGUUUUCAGUUGAUUUAAAAACAGGGCUGUUAACGAUCCACUUAGAAGAGACGGACUGUUUUGCUGCGUGGAUGUCCACUAGAGACCUAGGGCUGGAGCUGCCAGCUGAUGCUCCUGAAACAAAAACUAAUAUUGGAACAACUUUGUUACAAGCCUUGUUAGAUUACUGGCCUAAAUGUCAUCCAGAGGAGACUCAAGAUCCAGAGCAAGAAAAACAACCUGUCCCUUGUUUCUCUGUCCCUGGACACACACCAGUGAUAUUUAGUGAGGUAGGAGGGAGAACACUGUUCAGACUUCUGGCUCGUGAUGCAGGAGGGGAAACAGAACAGAUGCUGUUGAAGGAAACAGUGCCAUCUUGGGUUCUUGACGUCAUUGUUUUUAAAGAAAUGCCGAAGUUUAACAAGCUCCCAUUUUUCCUGCAACCUCAUCCAAGUACAGGGAUUAAACCAGUGAAGAAGGAUAGAUUGUCAGCCAGUGACAUGAUCAAUGUGAGGAAAGUUAUUGAGCAUGUGUAUGAAAAGGUGCUGGGUCAAGGGUCAGAUGCAGGGUCACAGGCAGCCAAUAGCAACAGCCAUGAAAAGGAGGCUGAGAAAGAGGAGGAGCCUGUCUCAUCAGCUGCUGCAGAAGAAAGAGUGGAGCUCUUGUGUAAUGAUAUGGUAUUAGAUCCAAAUAUGGACCUGAGAACUGUUCGUCAUUUUAUUUGGAAACAAACUGGGGAUUUAACUCUUCAUUACAGACCACUUUCAAAGAAGGAUUAUCCAUCCUUUUCUAAGUAUUCAGCUAUGACCUCUGCAGACACUUGAAAUUUUAAUAUGGCUUUUGGUCUGUUAUAGUAAAAUCACUUUGAAAGUGAAGUCAUUCUUUGAAGCUGGUAUCUUCAGAGUGAAGUCAAUGGCUCACUAUUACAUGAUGGAAUAUAGCUCAUUGUUGUGUUGGAAGUUGUACAGGUUUAUUGUUGUACUCUUUAAACCUGCAGUAUCUAGGUUUUAUUCCUUCCCCAUUCAAACUGUCAAAUUCUGACCAAUUUAUAUUGGUCCAAUUAUUUCCACUUAGCUGUACCCCAAUGCAAUUAUUUAGUGUAAACAACCCAUCACAUGGAAUGGGUUGACAGUAUAAUGAACUGUGACACCUUUAAGUGUAGCAUUUAUUUAAUCCUAGAUUGCCCCUUAACUCCGAAAAUACUCCUGCUUAUGGUAAUAGUUAAUUUCCAAACGGGUCAGAAUGUAUUAGUGUAUUUAUUUUACAAAGAACAACAGAUACUUUAAAGGUAAGGAAAAUACAAUGGAUGUUUCAACUCAUGAUCAUUACAAACACAGCAGUGUGAUUUGAAUUAAGUAAUUAAAAAAAGGUUGUUUUUUUUACUUUACAAUUAACUUUUUUACUUGUAUGUUGAGGGAUGAAUUAGAAUGAAAUAUUUUUAUUGUAAUUCUUCUUACUUUGUGAAGUUAAUAAUACUCCUGUUCUUUAAAAUCACUGCAGCAACUUUUUCAUCAAUUCUGCACCCAGUGUAUUUUUAGAAACACCCCCAUUUUUGCAUAUUUCAAUUGUUGAUAAAAAUUUGAAAUGUGUACCAGCUGUUUUUAUCCAGAUUUAUAAAUCAUGUGAUGUGAAUGUUAACAUGUUGUUGACAGCUUUUAUAUUACACAAAGGGCAUUUGAACCAAAUGUCUUCAUCCUUUAAUGUUUAUCAAUGCAUAAGGUAAUAUUAUUCAUGAAAAUAUGAAAUUAUCCAGGAUUGAAUUAAAGUAAAUAAUUUACUUUAUUUUUAAUUUUUAAUUGGCUUUUGUAACAAAAAAAAGAUUUAACUUAUAAUAAAUGAGCUUAUAUAAAUCUUAAGAUCAUUUUACAUGCAAACUGGUUGUGUGAUUAUAUUUUGUUUCCGUUAAUUUAUUGAAGGUUGGAAUCAAUGUUU
This is a messenger RNA of Physella acuta, 3248 nucleotides long. RefSeq names its product WD repeat-containing protein 48. Lineage: Eukaryota; Metazoa; Mollusca; Gastropoda; Physidae. The record is from RefSeq and is a predicted model, not a curated record. Gene Ontology annotation, molecular function: ubiquitin binding. Gene Ontology annotation, biological process: double-strand break repair via homologous recombination.